AUUGGACAGAGAUCAAAACUCAAAAGCAAUUUUCAUGAAAUAGUUGUUUUCUUAUAAAUGGUUAACAAAUACCGUUAGAGCGAACAGUUAUUCUGAAAUGAUAAGAGUAAAAUGUAUUAGACUGAACUGCAAAUCAGUGGUAUUUCUUAUUUUAUCACUGAUAGCAUCGCAUAUUAGGAUUAUUCACACAUCUGUAAAUUCUAACAAUCCUGAAGUGAUCCCUACUAAGUUGGAGAAAAUCAGCUCUGAUAAUGAUCGAAGUGCACUGACCAUCAAUUCCGGCACGAAAGUACCAUCCGAUACCAGCCACUGUCCAAAUGGAACUUUAUGCAGCGAACUGCCCAACUCGUGUCUUCAGUGCAACUAUAAUCCCCAGUGCAUUUACGGAGCAGAAAUCAAUGUGACCUGCAUACCGAAAAGUUCCGUUUCCUGCCAUAGUAAUGCAACCGGGCACGAGAUCAAGCGUAGAACCAUCUGCCGAUACUGCUACCAAAGCGAGCGGUGGGAGCAGAUUUGUGAACAGAAGGGAGGCUGCAACUCAAUCGACUCACAGUUCAAAACGAACUGCACCGUGAAUAGUGAAAUACUCUGCAUGGGACACCGAACGUUUAUGAAGAAAGUUCCCUGCAACUGGACGCAGGGCUACCGGUGGUCAACGACGUUGAUUCUCAGCAUAACAUUGGGAGGCUUCGGGGUAGACCGUUUUUUCUUGGGUCACUGGCAGGAAGGAAUCGGAAAACUGUUCAGCUUUGGCGGUCUAGGCGUGUGGACGUUGAUCGAUGUGCUGUUGAUUUCGUUGCAUUAUUUGGGACCAGCGGAUGGUUCGCUAUAUAUUUAAAUACUCGAUCUUCAAAUGCACAAUUUAGUAUACUAAAUUCGC
Molecule: messenger RNA, 880 nt
Organism: Sabethes cyaneus
Lineage: Eukaryota; Metazoa; Arthropoda; Insecta; Diptera; Culicidae
Gene: amx
Product: TM2 domain-containing protein almondex
Exons: 4
Coding region: 98-838 (246 amino acids)
Source: RefSeq, a predicted model, not a curated record